AUGCUACUCACUCCUAGCACUAUUCUGGCUUUUGCUAUUCUCGUCGGGACCGCGAUCGCGGACACCUGUUCUACCGUCGAGACUAUAUCGUCGAUAGAGGUGGACGGCACUUUGUCGUUGGAUUACGUUACAGAGCAGGCUGAUUACUGGUCGUCAUCAUGUGCUGCCUUGAUUCCAACAUGUAUCAUCUUUCCAAAGUCCGCUGAGGAGGUCGCGACUGUCAUCAAAGUCUUGAACGACAAUGAAGAAGCUUUUGCCAUCAAGUCGGGCGGCCACAACCCCAACAACUAUUUCUCCAGCGUCCAGGGAGGACCGCUGAUCUCCACUCAAAGGAUGGAUCAGGUUCUCCUGGAUCCUGCUACUGGCAUUGCAAGGGUUGGACCAGGCAUCCGUCUCGAUGAGAUUGCCGCACAGCUGCAGGGCACAGGUUGGACAUUUGUGGGAGGACGUAUCGGCAAUACCGGAGUGGGAGGCCUAGUCCUCGGAGGUGGCCUGUCCUACAUGUCCGCGCAAUACGGUUGGGCAGCUUCAUCAGUAAUAGAGUACGAGAUCGUCCUUGCGAACGGGACGGUCACUACCGUUUCUGCUACCCAGAAUCCAGACCUGUUCAAGGCCUUAAAAGGUGGCGGCAACAACUUCGGUGUCGUCACUACGUAUGUGCUCCAGACGUAUAGGCAAGGAGAUAUCUACGGUGGCAAUCUGGUCUACGAACACACACCCGAUACCGAUGCGCAACUUCUCAAGGCUGUGCGAGACUUUGCCGAGUAUAACCAGGACGACAAGGCUGCUGUCAUCGUAACGGCUGAACGGUCGACUGUCAACGCCGUUGACUCGUGGAUCUUGUUCAUCUUCUACGACGGCCCCAGCCCGCCUGAGAACACAUUCAAGAACUUCACAGAUGCCGGUCCUACGCUUAGCACCCUGAGAACCCAGACCUACUCCGAGCUUAUCGGAGGUAGCAACUGGGUCAUUGUCAAAGCCUCGGUUGUGGAUAUUAGCACAGAAACCGUUCCUGUUCCGUCGGCCGAGAACGGCGACUUCAUGAACGAGCUGCAUGCUCACUGGAGGAAUAUAUCCGGAAGUGUUCAGUUGGAGCCCGGUAUCGUGGCUUCAAUCGCAUAUCAGCCCUUCCCUAAGCGUAUUGCUGCAGCCGCCAAGGAGAGGAGUGUCGACCUGAUCGAUUGCGACGAUGACGUGGACAAAAUGAUCAUCGAGAUGAAUUACAGCUUCACCCUCCAGUCCGAUUAUGACGUGAUGGCCGAUGUGGUGGAGGCAACCUAUACGGGUAUCCGUGACCGGGUCCUGGAAUGGCAGGGUGCGGGCAAGUUGCCGGAGACGUAUUUACCAGUAUUUAUGAACUACGGCUUUUACCGGCAAGACUACUUUGGCAGACUCAAACCGGAGAACGCAGAGUUUGCGAGAAAAGUGGCAGCGGAAGUCGAUCCGACCGGCUUUUUCAGAGACAGGACUGGAGGCUUUAGGCCUUGA
Messenger RNA from Truncatella angustata, 1488 nucleotides. RefSeq lists its product as uncharacterized. Gene Ontology annotation, molecular function: FAD binding. The transcript has a single exon. The record is from RefSeq and is a predicted model, not a curated record. NCBI's taxonomy places the organism in Eukaryota, Fungi, Ascomycota, Sordariomycetes, Amphisphaeriales, Sporocadaceae. The coding region runs from base 1 to 1488 and encodes 495 amino acids.